Molecule: messenger RNA, 1739 nt
Organism: Phanerochaete carnosa HHB-10118-sp
Lineage: Eukaryota; Fungi; Basidiomycota; Agaricomycetes; Polyporales; Phanerochaetaceae
Exons: 4
Coding region: 36-1526 (496 amino acids)
Biological process (GO): base-excision repair
Cellular component (GO): nucleus
Molecular function (GO): double-stranded DNA 3'-5' DNA exonuclease activity; DNA-(apurinic or apyrimidinic site) endonuclease activity; zinc ion binding
Source: RefSeq, a predicted model, not a curated record
GAUACCUCAUUUGACGUGUUCUUAGAUGGAAUGCAAUGAAGGAUUGUCAAGGCAUUCUUGACGAGGUUGGUGCGGACAUCAUUUGCUUUCAAGGCAGUGACCUAGAGAUGAAGACUACACGCGCAGCGCUGCCUAGAGACGUUGCUAUACCCGACAACUAUACGUCCUUCUUCUCGUUUCCUGUGUCAAAAGGCGGCUACAGCGGCGUGGCCGUCUACACAAAGUCCUCUGAAGUCGUACCGUUAAAGGCUGAGGAAGGUCUGUCUGGGAGACUCCAGCCAAAGCCACCGCUCUCUGCAGAGGAGCGCAUCUCACAGACAUAUCCAUCUGUGAACGACGUUGCAGCAUAUCCCGACGAGGACGGCGACGUUCCUGGGACCUUUGACGCUCUCGAUUCCGAAGGCCGCGCGCUGGUAUUGGACUUUGGACUCUUCGUGCUGGUCAAUGUUUACUGCCCAAACGAGACUUCCGACGCUCGGCUUCCAUUCAAGAUGAACUAUCAUCUUCUAGUCGCGGAAAGGGUCCGACGGUUCAUUGACGAAGGACGCGAGGUCAUCGUUAUGGGAGACAUGAACAUUUGUGCGACACCACAGGACCAUUGCGAUGGACACCUGACGAGCGUGAGAGAAGUUUUCUGGGACCAUCCAGCGCGUGCUUGGUUCCGACAUUGGUUAGAUCCGGAUGGGCCUAUGGUCGAUGCCGUACGCACCUUCUGGCCUGCUCGAAAAGGGAUGUUCACUUGUUGGAACCUGCGGACACAAGCACGCGAGACUAACUACGGUACUCGGGUCGACUACAUCCUGGUCACCAAGGGUCUACUCAAGUGGGUCAAACACGGUGAUAUCCAGCCUUCAGUGAAGGGCUCCGACCACUGUCCGAUUUACAUUGAUCUGCACAACGAGAUUACUCUUGACUGUGGAGAAACGGUCAAGCUGCGAGACGCAAUGAAGCAGUGUCAUGAGCCGAAAGCCGUCCCUCGGGUGGCAGCGAAGAGCUGGGAGGAGUUCUCCGGCAAGCAGACUCGACUGUCCACAUUCUUCGGCAAGAAGAACGGUGUCAAGUCACCAGCUGACAAGCCAGCCGAGCCCAGUCGACCAAUUCGUCCGCCCCGUACCAUAGCUCCCGGAGUGAAUGCCGAGGCUGGGCCCUCGACCCUGACCCGCAAGACCUCUUCACCACGACCUGCAGAGACGCCGGCCAAGAAGCGCUCUCUCCCACAAGCGAACUCGCCUACGGUCACAAAGAAGCUAAAGAAGGAUCCGGGUCAACAAAAGCUCGGGUCUUUCUUCAGCAAGCCUGCCGCUACCAAAGACGGAUCCGUGGGCAAGCGGCAAGCCGAGAGCAGGGCCGCGUGGGCCGACGUCUUCGCGCCUGUGAAGCCACCGAGUUGCACUGUGCAUGACGAACCCGCACGGCGAUAUACGGUGAAUAAACCUGGACCGAAUAAGGGCAGGUUAUUUUAUUUAUGCUCUCGGUCGGUCAAAAUCGUGUGCUCUCUGUAUGUGGAAUCAGCUCAUACUGUUUAAUAGACCUGUUGGUCCGGGAUACGACAAAGGCAAAGGCGAACGAUUGCGGCACGAAGUCAAUCGUGAGUUUCGGUGUGAUUACUUCAAGUGGGCGAACGACUUGAAGCAGGAACGCUCCGGACCGAAGAAGCCGCCAUGACUUCUCCGUGUUCAUGUAUCUCUGUAUGUUUCUAUUAGAACGAAAUUCUAGAUUCAGCCUUGUUGGGCAGUGUU